UUUAAGAGUCUCAUCGCGCCACUUUUUCUAGUCAUCCUAAUUAGUUCCCUCUUCUUUUUUUCUUGCUCCAAAACGGAAAAUUAUCAUUGCCAAACACUAACAAAACGCAUGACCGUAGUCAAACCUCUGCUCUACUUGAAGAUUCACGCGGGGGCUGGAUAAUUUAAAAUUUUCACUAUGUAUAUAAAACAGAUUAUAAUUGAAGGUUUUAAGAGUUAUAGAGAACAGGUUGCUACUGAAUCUUUCAGUCCAAAAGUUAACUGCGUUGUUGGAGCUAAUGGAUCGGGCAAGACAAACUUUUUCCAUUCCAUUCGGUUUGUAUUGAGUGAUCUCUUUCAAAACCUGCGAAAUGAAGACAGACAUGCAUUACUCCAUGAAGGUGCAGGGCACCAAGUUUUAUCUGCAUUUGUGGAGAUUGUGUUUGAUAAUUCCGACAACCGAAUUCCGGUUGAUAAGGAAGAAGUGCGUCUGCGUAGGACAAUUGGUUUGAAAAAGGAUGAGUACUUUUUGGAUGGGAAGCACAUCACGAAAACAGAAGUUAUGAAUCUAUUAGAAAGUGCUGGGUUUUCUCGCUCGAAUCCAUACUAUGUGGUUCAGCAAGGGAAAAUAGCAUCGCUGACAUUAAUGAAAGACUCGGAGCGUCUUGAUUUACUGAAGGAAAUUGGUGGAACUAGAGUGUAUGAAGAAAGGCGUCGUGAAAGCUUAAAAAUCAUGCAAGAAACAGGUAACAAAAGAAAGCAGAUUAUUCAAGUUGUUCAAUAUUUGGAUGAGAGACUGAGGGAAUUGGAUGAAGAGAAGGAGGAGCUAAGAAAAUAUCAGCAGCUUGACAAACAGCGCAAAUCUCUAGAAUUCACCAUUUAUGAUAAGGAACUUCAUGACGCUCGGCAGAAAUUGGCGGAGGUAGAAGAGGCUCGAAACAAGGUUUCUGAAAAAUCAGCCAAGAUGUAUAAUGAUGUGUUGGAUGCACAUGAGGAGUCCAAGGGCUUGGAAAAGACGCUAAAAGAUAUCACAAAAGAGCUUCAAGGAUUGGACAAAGAGAAAGAGGUAGUAGAGAAGCGACAGACAGAAUCAAUGAAGAAGCAUACAGAGCUUGAUCUUGAUGUGAAAGACCUGCAGGAGAAGAUUUCUGGAAAUGCUCAAGCUAAAGAGGAUGCAGUGAAGCAACUUGAUAUUCUCCAGAGAGAAAUACAAGAUUCAAUGGAGGAGCUUGACAAAAUUAGCCCGUUGUAUGAGAGUCAAGUUGUUAAGGAAAAGAAUACUGCUAAAGGAAUCAUGGAGCGUGAAAAGCAGCUUAGCAUUCUUUACCAAAAGCAAGGCCGUGCUACCCAAUUUCCCAGUAAAGCAGCUCGGGACAAAUGGCUUCAGAAGGAAAUUGAUGAUCUCCAACGCGUUCUUUCUUCAAAUUUGUCUCAGGAGCAAAAACUUCAGGAUGAAAUUCACAAGCUUAACAUAGACUUGAAAGAUCGAGAUGCCUACAUUAAGAAACAUAAAGCUGAAAUUGCAGAUGCAGAAUCUGGUAUUUCGCAAUCUCGUGAGGGGUUAAAUAGUCAUAGAGCACAGAGAGACAAGCUGCAGAAUGAGCGAAAGUCGUUGUGGGCAAAAGAAAGUGCACUUAUUGCUGAAAUUGAUAAAUUGAGAGUAGAAGUUGAAAAAGCAGAGAAGAGCCUUGAUCAUGCAACCCCUGGUGACGUGAGGAGAGGACUCAACUCUAUUCGUCGAAUUUGUAGAGACUAUGACAUUAAUGGGGUUUUUGGUCCAAUUAUUGAGUUGAUAGAAUGUGAUGAAAAGUUUUUUACUGCAGUUGAAGUCACUGCUGGAAACAGCUUGUUUCAUGUGGUGGUGGAGAAUGAUGAUAUAUCAACACAGAUAAUUAGACACCUUAAUUCUUUGAAAGGUGGACGUGUUACUUUUAUACCACUUAACAGGGUUAAGGCACCACAUAUAACUUAUCCACAGAGAUCAGAUGUCAUACCUUUGUUAAAAAAAUUGAAGUUCUCCUCCAAUUUUACCCCUGCUUUUGCUCAGGUAUUUGCUAGAACUGUGAUUUGUCGAGAUCUGAAUGUUGCCACUGAAGUUGCACGAACUAAUGGUCUGGACUGCAUAACUUUGGAAGGUGAUCAAGUAAGCAAGAAAGGUGGCAUGACAGGAGGAUUUUACGACCAUCGUCGUUCAAAGUUGAAGUUUAUGAAUAUGAUAAUGCAGAAUACAAGAUCUAUCAAUAUGAAGGAAGAAGAGCUGCAAGAAGUUAGAUCUAUGCUAGGAGAUAUAGACCAGAAGAUAACUGAACAAGUGACUGAGCAGCAGAAAAUUGAUGCAAAGCGAGGCCAUGACAGAUCAGAGUUAGAACAGCUGAAGCAGGAUGUUUCUAAUGCUAAUAAACAGAAACAAACUAUUUUAAAAGCUCUCGACAAGAAGGAAAAAUCACUUGCUGAUGUCCGAACUCAAAUAGAUCAGCUUAGAGGCAGUAUGACCAUGAAACAGGCCGAGAUGGGUACAGAACUCAUUGAUCACUUAACGCCGGAGGAAAAAGAACUCCUUUCACGUCUAAACCCUGAAAUUGCAAACCUUAAAGAGAAGCUUAUUGCCUGCAGAACAGAUCGCAUGGAGACUGAAACAAGAAAAGCUGAACUGGAGACUAACCUUACUACCAAUCUGAAAAGACGAAAGCAAGAGUUGGAAGCUGUCAUAUCAUCUGCAGAGACAGACAUCUUGCAUGGUGAAGCCGAGUUAAAGGUACAGGAGCUGGAUGAGGCUAAGUCAUUGCUUGAAGUUACAACACUAGAACUAAAAAGAGUUUCUGGUCGUAUAGCGGAAUUGACAAAGCAACUUAAAGAGAUCAAGGAUAAAAAGGGAAAAUUAAAGGCUAAGGAAGACAGCUAUGAGAGCACACUUCAGGAGGAAGCGAAAGAAUUGGAGCAGUUGUUGGGUAAAAGGAAUACUUUUCAAGCCAAGCAAGAGGAGUUCUCAAACAAAAUUAGAGAGUUGGGCCCCUUAUCAUCAGAUGCUUUUGAAACGUAUAAGAGAAAGAGCAUAAAAGAGUUGAACAAAAUGCUCCAUAGGUGCAAUGAGCAACUGCAACAGUUCAGCCAUGUCAACAAGAAGGCACUAGAUCAGUAUGUAAACUUCACUGAGCAACGAGAAGAACUCCAAAAAAGACAAGCAGAACUUGAUGCUGGGGACGAGAAAAUCAAGGAGCUAAUUUCUGUUUUGGAUCAGCGGAAGGAUGAAUCUAUAGAGCGUACUUUUAAAGGUGUUGCUCGGCAUUUUCGAGAAGUGUUCUCUGAACUUGUCCAAGGUGGUCACGGUCAUCUAGUUAUGAUGAAGAAAAAGGAUGGUGAUCAUGGUGAUGAUGACUAUGAUGAUGAUGCCCCUCGUGAAGCUGACACGGAGGGCAGAGUUGAGAAAUAUAUUGGAGUAAAAGUAAAGGUUUCAUUUACUGGGCAAGGGGAGACACAAUCAAUGAAGCAACUGUCUGGAGGACAGAAAACUGUUGUUGCCCUGACAUUGAUUUUUGCCAUACAACGAUGUGAUCCUGCUCCUUUCUAUCUUUUUGAUGAGAUUGAUGCAGCACUAGAUCCUCAGUACAGAACUGCUGUUGGAAAUAUGAUUCGCCGCUUGGCUGAUAUGGCAAAUACACAAUUUAUAACAACCACCUUUCGGCCAGAGCUUGUCAAAGUUGCUGACAAGAUAUAUGGAGUCACACACAAAAACAGGGUGAGCCGUGUCAACGUUGUUUCCAAGGAAGAUGCUUUAGAAUUCAUCGAUCACGAUCAAUCUCAUAAUGUAGAUUAAGCUUACUUGUUAUGUACGGUAUGAGGUAACAUUGAUUGAACAUGUAUGUAGAUUUUCUAUCAUGUAUGCUGUUUAGUAAUGCUGCAAGGUUUUUAAUAGGCACUGAACACUAAAGCUAAUGUAAUAGUGUAGAACAAUUAUUGUAUAUAUUUUUGUCUGUGCUUCGGAAUUUGCUAAUGGAAGAUUAUGGGAAGGCUUUGAAUU
Mercurialis annua (annual mercury) is the source of this 3996-nucleotide messenger RNA. RefSeq names its product structural maintenance of chromosomes protein 3. Gene Ontology annotation, biological process: mitotic sister chromatid cohesion. Gene Ontology annotation, molecular function: protein binding; ATP binding; cohesin loader activity. Bases 178 to 3792 code for a protein of 1204 amino acids. Gene Ontology annotation, cellular component: chromosome. Lineage: Eukaryota; Viridiplantae; Streptophyta; Magnoliopsida; Malpighiales; Euphorbiaceae. The record is from RefSeq and is a predicted model, not a curated record. The transcript has 30 exons.